Cajanus cajan (pigeon pea) is the source of this 1726-nucleotide messenger RNA. RefSeq names its product cell division protein FtsZ homolog 1, chloroplastic. The record is from RefSeq and is a predicted model, not a curated record. Gene Ontology annotation, cellular component: microtubule; cell division site; cytoplasm. Lineage: Eukaryota; Viridiplantae; Streptophyta; Magnoliopsida; Fabales; Fabaceae. Gene Ontology annotation, molecular function: GTPase activity; GTP binding. Gene Ontology annotation, biological process: chloroplast fission; cell division; microtubule-based process.
CUUCACACUUCACACUUGACACACCCACUCCAGCAUAAGCUUCUGUUGCGUUUCUCUUCCUUCAUCCUUUUUCCAAUCCAAACCAACGUGACCAUGAAAACCGAACCCAGUCCUCAUCUUCUCCUUAAACCCUAAACCCCAAUUCUUCCCUUCCAAGCCUAAAUCCCAGAACCCUCACUGAGUGUUACAAUGGCCAUGCUUCCCCUCUCAAACCGCACUCCAAUUCGCCACAAUGCACUCUCCUCUUCCUCUUUCGUCCUCAGAAGCUGCGUUUCGCUGAACCCUAGAGCCAGAACCUGCGCCUCCGAACCCCUGCGUCGUCGUUUCGCGCCCGUCACUUGCUGCUCAUUCUCCACGCUCGACAGCGCCAAGAUUAAGGUUGUCGGUGUCGGCGGCGGCGGCAACAAUGCCGUUAACCGCAUGAUUGGUUGCGGAUUGCAAGGUGUUGAAUUUUAUGCUAUAAACACCGAUGCUCAAGCACUUCUGCAUUCUGCUGCUGAGAACCCCAUCAAAAUUGGAGAACUUCUGACUCGUGGAUUAGCUUCACUCCAAUGUGACCUUCGAUUUGAGUUGCUUGAUAGAGAUGCAGGUACUGGUGGGAAUCCACUUGUAGGGGAACAAGCUGCAGAAGAAUCAAAAGAAGCUAUUGCUAAUGCUCUUCAAGGAUCUGAUUUAGUGUUUGUAACUGCUGGCAUGGGUGGGGGAACUGGGUCUGGUGCUGCCCCAGUAGUAGCCCGAAUAGCAAAAGAGGCAGGUUACUUGACUGUGGGUGUUGUUACCUAUCCCUUCAGUUUUGAAGGACGUAAAAGAUCAUUACAGGCACUGGAAGCCAUUGAAAAGCUGCAGAAAAAUGUGGAUACACUUAUAGUGAUUCCAAAUGACCGCCUGCUUGACAUGGCUGAUGAACAGACACCUCUUCAGGAUGCAUUCCGUCUGGCAGAUGAUGUUCUGCGACAAGGAGUCCAGGGAAUAUCGGACAUCAUAACAAUACCUGGGCUUGUAAAUGUGGAUUUUGCUGAUGUAAAGGCUGUGAUGAAAGACUCUGGAACCGCAAUGCUUGGCGUAGGUGUUUCCUCCAGUAAAAACCGUGCAGAAGAAGCUGCAGAACAGGCUACCUUGGCUCCUUUAAUUGGCUCGUCAAUUCAGGCAGCUACAGGGGUAGUGUAUAACAUUACUGGAGGAAAAGACAUAACUCUUCAGGAAGUGAACAGAGUGUCUCAGGUGGUGACAAGUUUAGCUGACCCUUCUGCCAAUAUUAUAUUUGGUGCUGUUGUUGAUGAUCGAUACAAUGGGGAGAUUCAUGUGACUAUCAUUGCAACUGGCUUCUCACAGUCAUUCCAAAAGACACUACUAUCAGAUCCAAGGGCAGCAAAGUUGCUUGAUAGAGUGCCUGGGGACCAAGAAAACAAGGCAGCAUCUCAUAAGUCCUCAACCUAUCCAUCAACAGUUGCAUCUAGAGCACCCCCAAGAAAGCUCUUCUUUUAGUUGCUUAGUUCUUUUACCCUUUUUUGGUUGUAGCCAAUCAGCUGUGAUCAUCUUUUCUUGAAGCUUAGUUGAGAUAUCAUUCUGAAUGUGGAGCUUGUUCUUACAGACUUGUUUUUCUUCAAAAAGUUGGCUAUUUGCAUGACUUGUGAGUCAGUGUUAGUGUAACAAACAACUUGCUUGUAACUCACGUAAACAGCAUUUUUGUCAAAGGAAUGGGUACAUAUAUUGGUUACUUUAUACA